Molecule: messenger RNA, 4216 nt
Organism: Ciona intestinalis (vase tunicate)
Lineage: Eukaryota; Metazoa; Chordata; Ascidiacea; Phlebobranchia; Cionidae
Source: RefSeq, a predicted model, not a curated record
AUUUUGUAUUUAUAACAUAUAAUAUCUAUGUUAUGCACUGGUGUAUACAUACUUAUAUAUGCCAUAUACGUUCACACGCCUAUCUAAUUUUAGCGGGUUGUACAGUUUAUUUAUACCAACCAUAAUGUUAGUGCGGGUUUGUAUUGGUUUAGCUUCAAGUUUAGUUUGUUUUUACUUCGACGCCGCAACUACAGUUUAUACAACGUUAGCGGAGGUUGAAAGUUCAUUCUCCCGUGAGCGAAUCGUAUGCUGUGUUUAUGUAACGUAUUGGUAUCAACACUGCUUAUCACUUGUUCACAGGGUGCCGUUUAUUCUAUGGUCUCUUAGAAUAUGGUAACAAAAACCAAUAUAUAGUAUUGUGGGGUAAGAUGGAAAACGUUAACACAUAAUGUCCCACAUUUCCCAAUCUUGUUUUAACAGCCAUAGCAUAAGCCCACGGUUCGUUUUCAUGCGAUAUCGCUUCUAUAUUUAGCACUUUUAACAACAUGAAACCAUUUGCAUGUAAAAUACCACAGUUGCUUAUACCGAGCUAGUAAUAACACCAGGUAUACGUCAUACCGCGUCGAAUUCCGCUUUGCAAGUUAGAUGUGGUUGAUUAAGCCUGUGAUAAAAUACAUGGCAUGUAAUUUAGAUAAGCGGUAACGAUUUACUGGCUGCAAUUUAAGCGUAAAAUCAUCUCUGCUUGCCCUUCGGUGAUGCAGGGUAUGGCAACAUAAUGUGUUUAGCAAGCACGGUGUGUAAGUAGCGCUACAUAUCGUGUGUAUGUAGAAAGGUGUAGACCUUUUUGUUGAAAAUUUAUUGACCCUACAGCAAAUAUACUAGACAGUUUAGGGAGUUACAUAGAGUAUAGACCUUGGGCAAGACACUUAACUGCAAUUGCUCCAUUCCAACGCUCACUAAUGGGUUGUAUUUAAAUCUGUAGAUUAAUGCAACAUUAGGCGUUAAAUAAACAGAGUCCUACGGCAGUAACGCUACAUAUAGUUUAUGUAAGAGGUGUAUAAGCACAUAACUUUUUGUUGAAAGCUAUUGGGAGUCUUACGACUGUACCUUUAGCGUAUUUGGCAGAAAGUCAAAACAGACAGGCGGCAGUUACUUUAUAUAACCAUUUCGUAUAAGAUAAUUUGCUUUGGGCGCAUGUGUUCUUGAGCAAGACACACGACUACAAUUGCCCCAAUCUACUGGUCACUAAUGUGUCCCAAAUUAUCCAGAAAGUUAUACACGUGGUAACUCGUUAGCGGGCAAUAGGUAACAGAAUACUCGUGUUAUAACGACUGUCGUUGCAACGCUAAAUUCAUUCAUUCAUUACACACAGAUAUUUAACCGAGCGUUGUGUAUUACUGCAUCUAUAGCUUUCUAGAUGGAUGAUAUUCGUUUGAAAAUCAACUUGACUUUGAAACAGCUGAUCGUCGCAUCGUCAGCUUACGUUGUUCUAUUUGUUGUGUUCAUAAUACUCGGCAGCGUCGUAGCACCACAAACUACGUUUGUUACGUCACAACAAGGCUCACAUUGUAUCAGCAACGAAUCGUUAGGCGUCGUUGAACUAAGUGAAUGUCAAGUCCAUGAUCUCAGUAAUGUUAAAUACAACCAGCAAGAUGUGAAAUACUGGAUUCGCAUUGGGGGUCUUCAAGAUGGAUUGAUUAUUACUAAAUGGAUGAGGUUUAUGAUGGUGUAUUUGGAAAUCAACUACGCGGGGGCCAACAACACUCAAGUGGAUAGGUUGAAGACAACGAUGACAUCCAAGCUAUACACAGCACCAGAGGAUAACACAUGGAAACUUCUUCACCAAUCUACUAAUGAAGUGUAUCUAGAAAGCAACGGAUGUUCAAACCAGCCUUUGUGCAAUUCAACCCAACUCUUACGCCUUGAACCUGUCACUUACCAUCAAUACAUGAUGGUGGUAACCUUCCCUAGGAAUUUCUCACCCAAGGCCAAGAUACUAAAGAUUAAUGCAAAGGCGAUCUUCCAAACAAAGAGAUUCACUUUAACAUUUAUUGGAAUACGUUUGGUUCCCACCCUGAUAUUGUUGAUCACAACAUUCUGGUUUCACAACGUAAUAUCACAUCUGCCAUCUAAAACAGCGUUACACAGGUCCAUCAUAUUACUCGGCAUUACAACAGCGUUGGUGGAUUUCCCAUUCGAGCUUAUCGUAAUGUUCUUUGAUGCUGGAUGGCUACUUGCUAUCAUUAGGCUUCUUACACAAGCCAACUAUGCUGCGCUUCUUAUCUUCUGGGUUGUGUUUAUGGAUCAACAUAAGGUCAACAAUCACCCAAAGCGUCAACUACGUCUCCGUAUCUACAUUGGAACAAUAUGCGUCUUCUUAUCUUUACAAGCUGUAGCAAACCUCACAAUACAAGGACUUGUACUCGCCAACCCAUUUAAUAUAAACCUCACACUCAAUUUGGUAGAAGCUUUCCUUGGUGUGGUUAUGUUUGGCUACUUGCUUGCAAACCUCUUCGCCGAAGCAGCAUCGUUUAUUUCCGCAUCUGAUACUUCUGUUUGUGGGGUUUUACCCUUAACCAUGAGGUUACGACUGCUGAUCAUUCAUUUCAUCAUCACGGAUGUUGUAACGGUCAUUUACUCAAUCCUUACUGAGAUAUACAAGAUGGAUGUUAAGGGUUCCAGUUGCUCUGGUUUAUACACUAUCACGUUCUACCUGUGGAACAUACAAGCUUUUGUUAUCAUGAUUUUGUACUCGCCAAGAAAAAGUGAAAUACCAAAUCAAGCACUACAGGAACAGUAGCCACAGCCCAAGUAUUGCUCCGUGAAGAUAUAGACAACUAAAACUACUUUAUAAUAAUAUAGUAGGGUGGGGUAAGAUGGGACACCUUUAGCACAGAAUAUCAAAAUAUUCCGAUCGGGUUUUAAACAAUUAACAACGGUCUAUGGUUGUCUUGAGGAUACGGUUUUAUAAGUCUUUGAAUGUUAUUUGUUUACUACCAAAUGGGACGAGCAAACAAAAUGAAAAUGUGUCCCAUAUUCCCCCACUCUACUGUAAUAACAACUUUGUUGUCUAAAUGAUUACGGCUGCGAAGAUUAAAGAAUGGGAAAAAUGAAACGACAGGGCAUAGCGACACAACGCCAGUCGUUAUUUCCCGCUAACUAAUUUGCAUAUAACACGUGUUCUGUUUCUUUUGCGGGAAUCAGAUCUCAUUUACAUUCUAUGUAAAUAUGUUUGGGAUUGUCUUGUUUCCAAUAUACCACUUCAAAUGGGAUUCACCAUAUUCACAGCCAUUGCUAUGGGACAGCGCAUGGGGAGUUCGCAUUGAACGAUAUCGUGUUCAAUACUGCUACCACAUGUGCGUCUGUGUCUUUCAGCAAGAUGCUUAACGACAAUUGCCCCAACCACGGAUUGUCUGAACGGUCGACCCAUGCGUGGUAGCUCGUAAGCGAGCAUAAGUUGUAUGGAAUAGAACACCCGUGUUAUAACGACUUUCUUUGCCCCGCUAGGCGAGGACAAAUAAGUUAAAUACGUGCUAACUUGUAAGCGAGCUUAAGUUGUAUGGAACAGAACGCCCGUGUUAUAACGACUGUCGUUGCCCUGUCACGCGAGGAUAAAUAAGUUCAUCCAUGUGACCCAACCGUUGGCUAAUUACAUAAACUUUAUAUCACAUGGCCCAGUACAAGCUACCAACGACAACUUUACUUAAUUUUCUUUUACAUUUUUUAGUACAACCGCAAAAAUGAAACAUUGUUUUUGUUUUAUUUACCAAGAAUUAGUAACUUGUUAUUAUUUGUAUAUUUUGCUACAUCGUUUUAUAUCUACGUAAAAACUAAUUUGUUAUAUUACGUUCCAAGAUGUACAUUUGUCACUUAAACAUCUAUUUACACCACAUUUGCGCUUUUUGCAUUGGGUAAAAUAUCAUGUGCACUCGUAACACGAAGCAGCAAUUAAAGACUUAACGUUAAUUGGCCGUUAUGAACGCCGUGCUAAGUUCGGCGUUCAAAUCUUUCUUAGAAGUAAAAUAGUCGCCGACAAGAGUAGCACGUAUAUCCCAUGGGGUUUCCCAUAGCGCUAUACAGCUAUAAUACUAAUGGUUUAUGCGUCAGCCUUUAAUGGGGCAUGGAAUACUCGACUCGUGAUAGAUCAUUGCUAUAUGUUUACUGCGGUAUGUUAUUUGCGCCCUACAUAUAUACUGGCAUGUACUGUUACUGUGUAAUGUAUUCAUGUCAUUUGCGAUGACUUGUAAAACAGCAUUAGCGUGUUUGUCAUAAGGAA